AUGGACUGUUUCGACGGCGUCUCUCUGGAGAAGUUCCGCCAGAUCGUCGCGGACUCAAACGUGCAGAAGCAGAGGUACGAGCUCAAGGACGACGAGCACGGGGAGCGGAUCCGCGCGUGCGGCAAGAAGGCACCCGCCAGCACGCGCGACGGCAGGGCCCAGCCCACCGCCGCCAGCGAAGCGGCGCCAGCCUGCGGCCAGAAGGCGCCCGCGGACGGCGAGCUUGGCGCGGAGCAGAGACCGUCGCUUCCAGAGAGACCGCCCGGGCUCGGCCCCGGCGGCGCCCCGGAGCCCCUGCCCGCCGCGCGGGCGGGCGGCGCAGGCGACACUGUGGGCCAGCUGCAGGUCGGGUCGGUGUUCAAGGCCGCAGCGGCCAGGACGUUCGCGUACGGCUUCGCCCAGGCCGCCCAGACGGUGACACCGCAGGACCCGGCAGCGACCACGACCACCGGCGAGCAGACUGACCCGCUGUCGCAGCCCGGCGCCCUUGAGGCCACGCCGCAGCCCGCUGCAGGCGCGGCCGCGCAGCCCGAUGCCGCGGCUGCGGAGCGCGCCGCGCCGCCGCGGCCCCGGCCGUGCGCCGACGUGUCCGCCGCAGCCGUCGCCGGAGAGGCCGUGGGCGCGGCCGCGGCGGCGGCCGGCUCGGAGGGCGGCGCCCCCGCAGGCCGUGCACCCGUGGUCAUACUCCCGCCGCAGCAGGGGCCGCCCGUGGCCGCCGCACGGCCGCCGGCGGGCGCCGCGGCCACGACCGCGGCGGAGCCGCGCUGGCCCGCUGCACCCGUGCCUCUGCAGCCCUGCGCCGGCGGCGUGGGCGCCGACGGGCGCGCGGCGAGCGCCCCGGGCCUCGGGGAGCCGGCUCGUUGGGCCUCGAAGGAUCUCGUGCCUGUGGCGCCAGCAGCGCUGCAGAAGGUCUACGCGGUCGCGCCGGCACCCGUGGUCGCCGUGGCCGGCAAGGUGGCCUUGGCGCCCUCGGUGACCACCGCUGGGCCCCCGCCGGUGCUGUACCCCUUCUACGCGCCUCGGCCCGCCGAGCCUCUGCGGGCGCCGAGCCAGGCAGGUGCGGCCGAGAAGGCGGCGGUCCUGGAGGUGCCGGAGGGGCAGCAGAAGGUGAAGGUGGUCCGGAGGCGGAAGACGACGUGCGUGUGCUGA
Messenger RNA from Prorocentrum cordatum, 1149 nucleotides. The record is from the annotation of a GenBank genome assembly. Lineage: Eukaryota; Dinophyceae; Prorocentrales; Prorocentraceae.